AAUCACAGUGCACACUGUGUGGUGAACCAGAAGACCAGCAGUAUUCAUGGUCGCCCUCGCAGUACUUCGAUGAGGACAGCUACUCGCCUCCACCCAGGAACAUGAAGGGUCUCUCUGGCGGCCGCCCUGCCCAACUCCAGCUCACCUCUCCCACCUCAGCCCACACCUGCGGCCUUGCCGACUGUGACCAUUCCCUGGACCAUCAUCUCCACCAUGGCAACUCACGACCCCCCUCCUACCUCCUCAGUCCUACAGAGAGCUGCCCCCUCGAUACUCACCAUCGCUGCUCCCCACGGAGCUCCAUCCACUCCGAGUGCAUGGUGAUGCCGGUUUCAAUGUCCACCACUGACCACUCGAUCUCUAGUAGCACUUUCCCCCGUAUGCACUAUGGCAGCGCUUCACGGGACAGUGGUGGCCACUCUAGGGACAGCGGUAGGGAAUCCCGAGACGAUGGUGGCUCUUCUUCACACGGUGGUAGCGGCAAAAUGAACCGAAUCCCAGCAAACCUCCUGGACCAAUUUGAGAAGCAGAUGCCGCUGCACCGGGACGGCUUCCACACACUGCAGUACCAACGCACCUCCACCACAACCACGACUACAGAGCAACGCAAUGAGAGCCCAGGGCGAAUACGCCACUUAGUUCAUUCGGUUCAGAAGCUCUUCACAAAGUCACACUCCCUAGAAGGUUCCUCCAAGAUGAACGGCACCAAAAGCGACUCACAUCGGGACAGCUCACACCACCACCAUCACCACCACCAAGGCCACCACAAACACAGCAAACGCAGCAAGAGCAAAGAGCGUAAAUCUGAAGGCAGCGGUAAGCAACGCUCAGGAGGUUGGUGGAGUUCAGAUGAUAACCUGGAUAGCGACAGCACGUACAGAACACCCAGUGUCAUGUCACGGCAUCCUGUGGACCACAUCAGCCACUGCUACCCUGACUCCAUGCACGGCCACCUGCCUGGAGAACUCUCGCUAAAGACAUCCAAGAGUAACAACGAUGUCAAGUGCUCAGCUUGCGAGAGCAUAAGCUCGGCACCAGAGGGAAAGUUCAUGAAAAGGAGCUCCUGGUCAACGCUAACAGUCAGCCAAGCCAAGGAGGCCUACAGGAAGUCCUCACUUAACCUGGAGAAGCCUAUGAUGCCCACUGACCUCAAGCCCAACCUCAGGCCCUGCCACUAUCUACAGGUGCCCCAAGAUGACUGGGGGGGUUACCCCGGCGAUGGUAAGGAUGACGAGAUUCCUUGUCGUCGCAUGCGGAGCAGCAGUUAUGUUAAAGCCAUGGGGGAUGAGGAGAGUGGAGAGUCGGACUCCAGCCCCAAGACAUCGCCUCAGAAAUCAGUGCGGCCCGACGCCUUGGUCAAGGCCAUCAUCAGACCCAGGGACCUGCUGGACUCUCAGAGCUCUUACCGCCUGGAUAAAAUCAACAGUGACAUGCGUAACUACAUCACCAAUUUUGCUGCAGACUUAAGUCAGAGCUACCACUUGCAAGCCACCAGGGACAUGCACCCAAGCAUUGCCCUGGAUCCCUCUACGAACUACAACUCUCCCAAGUUUCGCUCCAGGAACCAGAGCUAUAUGCGGGCUGUCAGCACCCUUAGUCAGGCUAGCUGUGUUAGCCAAGUGAGCCAGGUGAGUGAAACAGAAAUAAACGGCCAGUUUGAAUCCGUGUGCGAGUCGGUGUUUAGUGAGGUGGAAUCCCAGGCCAUGGAGGCGUUGGACCUACCCGGCUGCUUCAGAACUCGGAGUCACAGCUACCUGCGAGCCAUUCAGGCCGGCUACUCUCAAGACGACGACUGCAUACCCCCCAUGGCCUCUACUGUCACCUCAACCAUCAGGUCCACCACAGGGAUCCAGUUCCGCCUCCCCUCCUCCUGCAGCAUUGAUCGGACUCCUCAGCAAACCCCAGCCAUCACCUACACACCCAGCUACAAGAAGACCCCUCCUCCAGUCCCACCUCGCACCACCUCCAAACCUCUCAUCUCCAUCACGGCCCAGAGCAGCACCGAGUCCACCCAGGACGCCUACCAUGAGGGCCGACACCUUCACGGCGGGAUGUGGGCACCUGAAAGCCUCAGCCUGGGGUUGACCCCAGGACGGGGCCUGUAUAACUCCACUGACAGCCUGGACAGCACCAAAGCUGUGACCAUAGCCAUGGAGGCGGCUGGAGUCAUGUCCGGAAAAAGACACCCGUCUACAGACAGCCACAGCUCGGUGCUGACCUGUGACAAGGCCGUCCUGGUGUCCAAGGCCGAGGAGUACUUGAAGACGCCUCGAUCCUCUAUAGGGAUACAGGUUGAAGCAGCCACGGACUCUGAGUCUGAAAGCAAAGGCUCGCGGGAGUACCACUCAGUUGGAAUCCAGGUGGAGGACGACAAGAAAGGACAGGGCAGGUUUAAACGCUCCAAUAGUGUGACUGCAGCAGUACAGGCUGAUAUGGAGUUGGAGGGCUUCCCUAUCAUGGAGGACAAGGGUCUGCAGUUUGGUGGGGGCUUCCAGCGUCACUCCGAGCCCAGUACGCCCACCCAGUAUGGGGCAGUUCGAACAGUACGCACCCAGGGUCUCUUCAGCUACCGUGAGGAUUAUCGUACCCCCACUGAGCCCCCCAGUCCCAGGGAGACCACCAGCGAGUCCACGUGGCAGCUGGAACCCCCUUCUCCACGGGACAGUGUGACCUCGCCGGGUGAGUCGGGCAGGGCGUCCCCCUCCCUGAGGAGGGAUGGGAGCUGGUUCAUGCAGCUGCUCCACACAGAGACCAAGAGGAUGGAGGGCUGGUGUAAAGAGAUGGAGGCAGAGGCUGAAGAGAACGAUCUGUCAGAGGAAAUCCUAGGCAAAAUCAGAAGUGCAGUGGGAAGUGCUCAGCUGCUCAUGUCUCAGAAAUUCCAGCAAUUCUACUGGCUGUGUCAGCAAAACCUGGACCCCAGUGCCAUGCCACGGCCCACCUCUCAGGACCUGGCUGGGUUCUGGGACCUGCUGCAGCUCUCCAUCGAUGACGUCACCAUGAAGUUUGACCAGCUGCAGCAAAUAAAGAACAACAACUGGAGGCCCAUUGACAGCCCAGAGAAGAAGCCACAAGCUCCUGUACCAAAGAAGACAGCGCGACAGAAGAGUGUGAUACAAAGGGAGAAAUCUCUGGACCUCCCAGAUAGGCACCGGCAGGAGGCCCGGCGGCGACUAAUGGCAGCCAAGCGGGCAGCCUCAUUCCGGCAGAACUCAGCCUCAGAGCGAGCAGACAGCAUCGAGAUCUAUAUUCCCGAGGCUCAGACUAGACUUUGAGGAGACAGGGUCAGGGGCCAGCACGCCUCCCUGCACCCACAUUCAAAUGACUUUAAAACUAGCCUUUUUUCUAGACUGCUACUCUCUCUACUCUUCCUUUACCCAUCUGUUGUCUGAUCUCGAUAGCCAUCCUCAGAGCCCAUCGCCAAAAACCAUUGGUCUGUAGGAUGUGCCAAGCCUCCUCUCCCAUUACACGAACAACUGUUAGCAGAAAUGUAUGUCUGACAUGGGUCGGUUGGGUUUCUCCUUGGUUUGCUGUUGAUCCUGAAACCCAGCCUACAAGCUCGCUCAUCCAAUGCCCUGGAUGGCUACGUCUGUAGAUUUUCAGCAUUUGCAAAGUGCCAUUUUAAAAGUGCAGCUUUGAAAACCUACCAGCAACCAGGCCUUUGAGCUAAAAAGAGUAGAAGAGAUAUUUAUUUCAAGUUGUUCAGAUAUGGUCAA
Molecule: messenger RNA, 3713 nt
Organism: Cheilinus undulatus (humphead wrasse)
Lineage: Eukaryota; Metazoa; Chordata; Actinopteri; Labriformes; Labridae
Gene: dlgap2a
Product: discs, large (Drosophila) homolog-associated protein 2a
Exons: 13
Coding region: 102-3272 (1056 amino acids)
Biological process (GO): signaling
Cellular component (GO): postsynaptic specialization; glutamatergic synapse
Molecular function (GO): molecular adaptor activity
Source: RefSeq, a predicted model, not a curated record